This is a messenger RNA of Moneuplotes crassus, 2324 nucleotides long. The record is from the annotation of a GenBank genome assembly. NCBI's taxonomy places the organism in Eukaryota, Ciliophora, Spirotrichea, Euplotida, Euplotidae.
AUGAGAAAUAAAUCAAAAUCAAAACCAAAGUUAGCAACAAAAAGGCAGCUUCGCAAAAGAGAUCUAUCUCUAAAAGCCAGAAAAAAUAAGCUUAGAAGGAGAUCAGUGGCUGCUGAGAAAAGAAAAGCUAUUAUUGAAAAUCUUAAAAACAGAGAGCCCUUGAGGAAAUCAAGGAAGAGGAAAUGGGACUGCCAUUCAGAGUCUUCAUAUAGGAGUAAAUCCAGAAAAUACUCUAUCUCUUCCUCUCCGAAGCUUAAGAAGAAGAAAUGUAAGACAAAAAGGCUGGAUACAAAUCUCUUUGGUGGAUCUGGUAAUAAGAACCGCACUUUCCACAAGCAGGACUACUUCAAAGGAGAACUUAAGAGAGCCCAUAAUGAAAUUUUAGAUCUAAAGUCCCUUCUUGAGCAGUCUAACACUGCUCUGAGCAUUAGUGAGAAGGAAUUCGACUUAAUGAAAAAGGAAGCGACUACUUUGAAGAAGAAAAUGAAACAUUAUAAGUAUUACAAAGAGAAAACCAAGGAUUAUAAAGAAAAACUCAAGAAGGCUUCUAAAGAAAUCCAAGAACUUGAGAUGGAGAACAACCGCCUGAAUCAAAUAUUUGGAGACCAAAGUUUGAUCUUUAAUCGUGACCAAUGCAGGAAAGUCAAGUUUCAGCUGAAGAGCAUUACCCAUUCUGUGACUAAGCUGCUAAACCUCCCAGGGCUUGACAAUAUCAUUUCUAAGGAACUUAAUCUGAUACUGGAUUUUUGUGGGAGGAUCAUGAGUGAAAUGUCCAAAUUCCCUACAAUAACUGUAGAAGACUCGAAGAUUUCUGAAUGAAACUCACUUUCUUCUAAAGCUGUAGAGGCUAUUGGAGUGACAGGUUUGCAGAAAUACAAGCAAUUAAGUGAAAAUUUCUCUUUUAAUACUUCAAAUUUUAACCGAGAGGCCAAUAACCAGACUCAGAUUUCGAUGAAGAUAGAGAACCAAUUAAUUGGAGAACCCCACGAUAGGCCGAACAAGGUUAGAACUUCUCACCAAACAAGCCACUCUCGCACGAAAACUGAAAAAUCUUCGUCUCGGGACGAGGAGGAAUACAGGAUCAGGAAGAUUAACAAUGAAUUGAUGUAUAACUCACAAGAGUAUUCACAACAGGAUUCUCGUCAGAUGACUUGGAAUGAUCAACAAGAACAUGAGUCAAGAGGCCAGUUCGAUGAGUCACAAGAGAACCUGAAGUUCGAGAACGAGUGUCUAAAAUAAUGAGCUAUUUUCAGUGAAUAAAGACUUCAUUCCAAACUAUGAAAGAGUAAUUAAUGACCUCCAGAGUCAGAACAAGGACUUCCAGCACAAAAUCUCCGAGCUUGAACGAUCAAAUGGGUGGGACCAAGCUAGCGAGAAAAUGCUAAAAGAAAUGCGCAAAAUGCAGGAAGCAAUAGAUAUGGUAAAGCAUGAGAAUGAAGCCUUGAGAGAUGAACGUCAUAUGUUCCAAAACCAACUUUACACUCUAAAGAAUGUGAACGAAUCACAGCAGAAGUUAAUUCAGUUUUUGAAUUCAGAGAAGGAGAAUAGUGAUAAUGAAAAUGAGAAUAAUAAUGAGAAGUCUUUCUACAAUAGGGCUGAUUCAAGCUUUAUCAACCGGAAUCAUGACAAUAAUUUCUCGCCUAUUUCAGAAGAAGAAAAUGAGUUUGGCAAUACUCUCGAAUUAGAAGAUAAGAAAAUUACUGAGGAAGAGCUCGACCAGAAGAGCGAUGACUCUUACGAUCUAGACAGCCAAGAUGAUGACAAGGAACUCAACUCUAUUGAGAAGUCUAGACAGAGCUAUAAUGAAAUCAUUGGGUCUUUCAAGAACAUCCAUGAUAAGCUUGAACAGUGGCAUAAUCAGAGAAAAUUACCAGAUAAGGAAUAUGGAUCACUGAUUCAGCAGGAGACAGCUAGCUUUGAUAACAUUGAACCAGAAAACCCCCAGAAUAAGGAAGAGGAUACUUUCUUAUACGAGUUUGAGAAGCAUAACUCUAAUACUAUUGAGAGCUCUUAUGACAACAAGGAGAAUUCUUGUAAAAGCUCAAAUAGCAAAUUAGUUCAAAAACAAGGAACUUAUGAUUCAGAUAAGGAGAAUAUAUGAAUGAAUAGCUACAAUAAUCUUCCUGACAGCUCUCAGAAAAUGCAGACUUUUAGCAAGAACGAACUGAAAGAGAAACUUAGGUAAAUCUAAUUAACCAUAUUUAGGUCUCCAUUUUCUACAAAUUAUGAAGCAGAUUUCAGUAGUUUCAGGCCAAAUAACAUGGAAUAGAAUGCACAUGAUCGUAUUGAGUUAUUAUUAUGUGUACUUUUGUUAUUCUUGAUAU